AUGAGACACCAGCAGAGCCUCACCAUGAGACACCAGCACAGCCUCACCAUGAGACACCAGCACAGCCUCACCAUGAGACACCAGCACAGCCUCACCAUGAGACAUCAGCAGAGCCUCACCAUCAGACACCAGCACAGCCGCACCAUCAGACACCAGCACAGCGUCACCAUGAGACACCAGCACAGCCUCACCAUGAGACACCAGCACAGCCUCACCAUGAGACACCAGCACGGAUUCACCAUGAGACACCAGCACAGCCUCACCAUGAGACACCAGCACAGCCUCACCAUGAGACACCAGCAGAGCCUCACCAUGUGA
Molecule: messenger RNA, 318 nt
Organism: Knipowitschia caucasica
Lineage: Eukaryota; Metazoa; Chordata; Actinopteri; Gobiiformes; Gobiidae
Source: the annotation of a GenBank genome assembly